CUGGGGGAAAGUAUAUCGUUAGUAAGGCUGUCCUGUAGAUUCGCAAGCUCUCUUUUUCCUUCGACAGCAAGCGUGUAUGUUGUUGUGAUAAACAAAUUAUAAAUCGCAGCCAUGGUACGAAUGAAUGUUCUUAGCGAUGCUUUAAAAUCAAUUAACAAUGCAGAAAAGCGUGGUAAAAGACAAGUAUUACUACGUCCAUGUUCUAAAGUAAUUGUUAAAUUUUUGGGAGUAAUGAUGAAACAUGGAUACAUUGGUGAAUUUGAAAUUGUCGAUGAUCAUCGUAGUGGUAAGGUUGUUGUAAAUCUUACUGGAAGAUUAAAUAAAUGUGGAGUUAUAUCCCCAAGAUUCGAUGUACCAAUCAAUGACAUAGAAAAAUGGACUAAUAAUCUUUUACCAUCUAGACAGUUUGGAUAUGUCGUAUUAACAACCAGUGGCGGCAUUAUGGAUCAUGAAGAAGCUAGGAGGAAACAUUUAGGGGGAAAAAUUCUUGGAUUUUUCUUUUAAUUUUUGUUUAUUUAAGUAAAUAAAAUGUCUUUACAACAUUAA
Vespa mandarinia (Asian giant hornet) is the source of this 546-nucleotide messenger RNA. RefSeq names its product small ribosomal subunit protein uS8A. Gene Ontology annotation, cellular component: ribosome. Gene Ontology annotation, molecular function: structural constituent of ribosome. The record is from RefSeq and is a predicted model, not a curated record. Lineage: Eukaryota; Metazoa; Arthropoda; Insecta; Hymenoptera; Vespidae. Gene Ontology annotation, biological process: translation.